CGAAGCGAUGUUGGUGUUACAAGCGGUCCUCCGACAAGCUUCCUUGGAUAUUCCUCCCAUCGCUUCCUGUGCAGAGGUGAGCUGUGUGGGACGCCUUUAAACAUAUAGUUUAAACAUCCAUGAUGGUUUAUAUUAAACUUGACCCAGAUAUUGGGAGGUGAAUGCAGAGGUCCUGCUGUGACUGACAGCCUCUCCCGUGUUGCAGAUGAUACAGAUGGAAAAUCAACGGCAGCAAUGUCAAGGAGAUCUCUUUAUGGGCUGUACCCCUACAAGUCCAGCAUGAUUGGGCUGGAGAACCUGGGCGAUCCCUCGGCCGACUGGGACAUAGUGGAAACCAUCGGGAAAGGGACGUACGGCAAAGUCUACAAAGUGACCAACAAGAAGGACGGGAGCCAGGCGGCAGUGAAGGUGCUGGACCCCAUCAACCAUUCAAGCUCCUCAAACAGAGACGUAGAUGAGGAGAUUGAAGCAGAAUACAACAUCUUGAGGUCUCUGUCCAACCAUCCUAAUGUGGUGAAGUUUUACGGCAUGUUUUACAAGUCAGACAACUUAUCUGGGGGACAACUCUGGCUGGUACUGGAGCUGUGCAACGGCGGCUCCGUCACAGAACUCAUCAAAAGCCUGAUCAUGCGCGCCCAGCGCCUGCAGGAGCCUAUCAUCUCAUACAUCUUGUACAGUGCCCUCUCGGGGCUGCAGCAUUUGCACAACAACCGGAUAAUCCAUCGUGACGUCAAAGGAAACAACAUUCUCCUCACAACUGAAGGGGGAGUCAAACUAGUUGACUUUGGUGUUUCCGCUCAACUGACCAGUGCACGGCUGCGGAGGAACACAUCGGUCGGGACGCCGUUUUGGAUGGCUCCUGAGGUCAUAGCCUGUGAGCAGCAGUACGACUCCUCGUACGACGCCCGCUGUGAUGUGUGGUCUCUUGGCAUCACAGCCAUCGAGCUGGCAGACGGAGACCCCCCUCUGGCUGAGAUGCAUCCAGUGAAAGCGCUCUUCAAAAUCCCGCGAAAUCCCUCGCCCACACUCCGAAAUCCUGACCAGUGGUGCAGAAGUUUCAGCUAUUUCAUCAGCCAGUGUUUGAUAAAGGACUUUGAGGCCCGUCCAUCUGUGACCCACCUGCUGGAGCAUCCCUUCAUCAAGCAGGUCCAUGGCAAGGAUGUAGCUCUCAGCCAGCAGUUAGCAGAUCUUAUCAGAGAGCAGCAAGAAUUUGGGUGCAGAACCAGAACCAGGCACAAGCGGAUUAAUACUCGUAAAACGCUGGUAAUUGAAAGCUGCCCUGACGACGAUCUGGUAAACCUGGAGUUUCUGGACGAGGAGAUAAUAAUCAGUCAUCUCCAGAAGCGGUACGAUGAGCUUCAGGUCUACACUUACGUUGGCGACAUCCUCAUCGCUCUCAAUCCUUUUCAGAACCUCAGCAUCUAUUCUCCUCAGUUUUCUAAGCUGUAUCAUGGCGUAAAGAGAGGUGACAACCCUCCACACAUCUUUGCCACAGCAGAUGCAGCGUACCAAGGAAUGGUGACUUUCUGCAAAGACCAGUGCAUCAUCAUUAGUGGUGAAAGUGGAGCAGGGAAGACGGAAAGUGCUCAUUUGAUUGUUCAACAUCUUACCUUCUUAGGAAAGGCAAACAACCGGACUCUGCGGGAGAAGAUCCUGCAGGUCAACCCUCUGGUCGAAGCCUUCGGAAACGCCUGCACAGCCAUCAACGAUAACUCCAGCCGGUUUGGUAAAUACCUGGAGAUGAAGUUCACACCGACUGGAGCCGUCAUCGGGGCAAAGAUCUCCGAAUAUCUGCUGGAGAAAUCGCGGGUUAUCAAGCAAGCAGCCGGGGAGAAGAACUUUCAUAUAUUUUACUACAUGUACGCCGGGCUUUACCACCAGUCCAAGCUGAAGACUUACAGGCUGCCGGACAGGACGCCUCCCAGGUACAUUGACAGUCAGCAGAGCAAAGUGAUGCAGGACAUUGUCUCGAGGAAACAGUACAAGGAGCAGUUUGACGCAAUUCAGGAGUGUUUCAGAAACAUCGGCUUCACAGAAGAAGAGGUGAACUCUGUUUACAGGAUUCUGUCAGGCAUUCUGAACACGGGCAAUAUUGAGUUUACUGCCAUCACGUCUCAUCACCACACAGAUAAGAGUGACGUGCCUAACUCAGAGGCCUUAGAGAACGCUGCGUCUCUGCUCAGCAUCGGCUCCGAGGAGCUCCAGGAAGCGCUGACCUCUCAGUGCGUGGUCACAAGAGGCGAGACCAUCAUCCGCACCAACACCGUGGACAAAGCCGCCGACGUCCGAGACGCCAUGUCCAAGGCCUUGUACGGACGCCUCUUCAGCUGGAUCGUCAACCGCAUCAAUUCGCUGCUGCAGCCCGACAUGAAGAUCUGUGCCGCAGAGAGCUGCAUGAAUGUGGGAAUCCUGGACAUCUUUGGAUUCGAAAACUUCAAGAAGAACUCGUUUGAACAAUUGUGCAUCAACAUUGCAAAUGAGCAGAUCCAGUUUUAUUUCAACCAGCACAUAUUCGCCCUUGAGCAGAUGGAAUACCAGAGCGAGGGAGUGGAUGCCAGCCUGGUGGAGUAUGAGGACAACAGGCCCAUUCUGGACAUGUUCCUGCAGAAGCCGAUGGGGCUUUUAUCCUUACUGGAUGAGGAGAGUCGCUUCCCCCAGGCCACCGAUCAGACCCUUGUGGAUAAAUUUGAAGACAAUCUGCGUUGCAAAUAUUUUUGGAUUCCUAAAUGCAUGGACCUUUGCUUCGGAAUACAGCAUUAUGCUGGAAAGGUGAUGUACAACGUAAAUGGAUUUCUGGAAAAGAACCGGGACACUCUUCCUGCAGACAUCGUUUUGGUGUUGAGAACAUCGGAGAACAAACUCCUUCAGCAGCUGUUUUCCAGCCCUCUGACUAAAACAGGAAAUCUGGCGACGUCCAGGGCUCGGGUCACCGCUGCCUCCAGAUCUCUCCCCCCUCAGCUCACCUCGGGACGCAGCAAGUCUCCAAAAUACCUAAUGAAGGUGGACACUAUGGAGAUGAUGCGUCACCCAGAAGAAACCACCAACAUGAGGAGGCAGACUGUGGCAUCUUACUUUCGUUACUCCCUGAUGGACUUGCUCUCCAAGAUGGUGAUGGGUCAGCCGCACUUUGUGCGCUGCAUCAAACCCAACGAUGACAGGCAGGCGCUGCGCUUUUGCAAGGAGAGAGUGAUGGUGCAACUGCGCUACACUGGGAUCCUGGAGACGGUCAACAUCCGCCGACAAGGCUUCUCCCACCGCAUCCAGUUCGAGGAGUUUGUCAACAGAUAUUACUACCUUGCAUUUCGCGCCCACCAGAUGCCCGAAACAAACCGAGAAAACGCAGUCGCUAUACUGGAACGGGCCAAACUGCAAGGCACGGUGUUAGGGAAGACAAAGGUGUUUCUGAAGUACUACCAUGUGGAGCAGCUGAACCUGCUGCUGCGGGAGGUGAUAGCCCGGGUGGUGGUGAUGCAAGCUUACGCUAAAGGCUGGCUGGGAGCCCGCCGAUACCGGAAAGUAAAGGAGCAAAGAAGCCGCGGCGCCGUCAUCAUCCAGUCAGCCUGGAGGGGCUAUGCUGCGCGGCAGAAUCUGAAGCAGAUAAGAAAGGAGCGGGAACAAGCUGCAGUCCGCAUACAGUCAGUUUACAGGGGCCAUCGAGUCCGUCACGUCCACGGAUCCCCAGGGCAACGAUGUCACAACGAGGCCAGAGGAAAGACCACCAAAGAAGAGCACACAAGGUGCAGCCCAAAGACAGAAGAGGCUCAUCCAGAUGACUUACAUGAAGGAAAUGUUGGCCCUGACAGCCAAGACAGACAAGUGAAAGACAUCAAGAGAGACAAAAGCAGAGGAGAAGACGGUGUAACGAAGCCUUGCAGCGAGACAGCCAGGCUGCAAGACGUGCAGUGUAAACAAGGUUCAGUGACGAAGCCGCAGCAGAGGACUUCUCGUCGUCGUGGCCAGCAGCCCAAGCUGCUCAACAGCCCUGAAGACAGCCUGUACUACAACCAGCUAAAUAGAACUCUGGAUCACCAGGGGAGCAAGAGGAAGCCGAGAAAACUUGGUCAAAUCAAAGUGCUGGACGGAGAGGAUGAGUACUACAAAUUACUGUCAACCGUGGAGUCGAUCCCUGAGGAAGAGCACGCGACUGAACCCCCUCCCACCCUUUCCAACGGGCCCCUCGUCAGUCAGCGCUGAAGCUCUGUGUCAGUGUCAGCCGGUUGCCUUGUUCUGGAGCAGAACCAAAACCCAACCCAUCUGAAGAAUACGCGACUCUUACUGUAAAUUUUUAUUUAUUUCUAGGUGUGCUGCUGUUUUUUUAUGAGCCAAAUAAAUAUUUUAAAAAUCC
This is a messenger RNA of Poecilia latipinna (sailfin molly), 4345 nucleotides long. It is a transcript of the gene myo3b, whose product is annotated as myosin IIIB. NCBI's taxonomy places the organism in Eukaryota, Metazoa, Chordata, Actinopteri, Cyprinodontiformes, Poeciliidae. Gene Ontology annotation, molecular function: protein serine/threonine kinase activity; ATP binding; microfilament motor activity. The transcript is spliced from 38 exons. Gene Ontology annotation, cellular component: filopodium tip; stereocilium tip; photoreceptor inner segment. Bases 235 to 4194 code for a protein of 1319 amino acids. Gene Ontology annotation, biological process: peptidyl-serine phosphorylation; positive regulation of filopodium assembly; sensory perception of sound. The record is from RefSeq and is a predicted model, not a curated record.